Molecule: messenger RNA, 1593 nt
Organism: Drosophila elegans
Lineage: Eukaryota; Metazoa; Arthropoda; Insecta; Diptera; Drosophilidae
Exons: 6
Coding region: 61-1503 (480 amino acids)
Source: RefSeq, a predicted model, not a curated record
AAGUUAGUAGUUGUACCUUGGCAACAGAGUAAACAAGUUUAGUAAGGGAAUCCUUUAAAAAUGCGAAAAUUCAAAAGAAAAGUUUAUCGCGAAUAUGAAAACUUCGUUCGACCCAAAACCCAUGUGGAACCGGACCCUCCAAAACCCAUUAAUUUAUCAAUUGAGGAUUUCAAUGCGCGCGGAGAAAUCGCCAGUCCCCGAGCUCCUUGUGUGGUGACCACCAUCGAUCCCGACUACAUAAAAGAUGCCAGCCUGCAGCGUUUGGCCAGAAAGUUUCGCAUGAAAACGGACAUCCUACUUCUGCGAGAGAUUACACGCAAUCGUUUCAUGUACUACGCCACCCAAGAACUGUUCUUGGACCGGAAACGUGAGAAAGAAUAUCAGGACAACCUGUACGAGAAGGCCGAGGAGUUUCACAAGUUUGCCGAGGACUCGCUCAAGAAGAUGGAGGCGGAGGAGUUCAAGAAAAUGCUGGAGGCGCAAGAGAAGCUGAAGAAACUGAAGGAAAGUAAACUAGCCGAGGAGCUCAAUGAGGUGAAACUGGAGCACCAGCGAGUCCUGAUGGAAGUGCAGGAAGUCUACGGUCGCUUUCAGUAUCUGCUCAAGCUGAUCAGCUACUUUGACGACACGGUGGAGGAGGAGGAGCAGACCGAAGGGGAGGAGGACAGCGGUAGACUGGUUAUGCCACAGGAGAUUGUGGCAAUGGAGAUUACCGAACGGAAUCCAGCAGGACUGGAGCAAGUGCGCCAAGUUCAGAGCUACAUGGAGAAGAUAGUGCGACCCUAUCUGGCCAAGCGGAAUCACCUCAACGCGGAGAUCUGGAUACGUGGCUAUGAAAGGAACCGCCUGAAGGUCUCCAACUACAAUAGGCGUUUUACUCAGUUGGCACUCUUGAACCACAUCGUGGGUAUCCUCCACUACAAGUCACAAAAGACUUACGAACGCCAGGUGAAAGCCAAUGUGUUCCUCAAGGAUCCCGAGUUCCUGCAACGACGUGUGGCAGGACUUCAGGAGCGUUCUAAGGAUCUACUGAAUGACUACGAACAGAAAUACUGCAAAGACAAGCUGAAUAUCAAGCUAAAUAGCAUUAUCCCAGUGAUCCUAAAGCACAUCAAAAACAAAGUUCAGCCGGAGCAGAGGAAAGAGGUGACGGAGCCGCCGCCUAAGCAGGCAGCAGAGAAGUCAGCGAAGCAGUGGCGCACCUUGGAGGAUAUGCAGCCCCCAACGCCGCCACCAAAGUCCACUUACGAGGACGAACAGGACACAACUUUGGCCAAGGUGGAGAAAAUCCAAGCACAUGUUCUGGAACUUUUGGCCAAGUUGGACCACAUUGAGCCAAGCAAACUGCAAAGCGUGGAGCAGCAGGUACGCCGUCGCAUGGCAGCGGAAAAGGAGAUGUCUCGCCGGGCACUGGUCAAACAGAACCGCCUGCACAACUGGAUGGCGCACUUUAAAAAGCACCAUCACCUACAAGUGGAGCAGCGAUGGAAAAACAAGGUCUAAGCGGAUCAUCAUUAAUAUUCACAACUCAACUUAAGCAUUAUAAAACACUAAAUCGGCUAAAGAUGUAAAAGAUGUAUCAGCAAAGAAGAA